AUGAGUGAUGAAUAUUUGAAUGAUAUGAUGAUAGAGUAUAAAGGUAUUAAUAUAGGAAAGUCAGAACUCAGUAGCACAGAUAAUUUAAACAGCAAUGAAGAAGAUUUACUACAGCCUUCUACAUCAUCACAAAUUAGCAAGCAUAAUUUGCAUAUGAGAAGUAAGCAUCAUAUUUCGAAAGCUAUGAUAGAAAGUAGUAGAGUAAAAAUCAUAACAAAAGAUAAUAACAAAUGUGAAUUAUUUGUGACAGCAGAAUCCUCACAAUUAACAAUAGAUAGACUUCUUUCUGUAAUUCGUGAUGUUUCUACAAGAUGGAAUACAACAUUCUAUUUAUUAAAAUGGCUAACUGUUCUUAAAUCUGCAAUGUAUAAGUAUAAGUUACUUUUAGUUGAAUCCAAUGACAAUAACUCACUAAAAAAUUAUAAAGAAAAAGAAUUAUUGUUUGAUGAUUGGAAUAAAAUAACUGAAUUGGUUAAAUUGUUGCAUCCUUAUGAGAUCAUUUCUAAAAAAUUAUUAGGUUCACAAUAUCCAACAUUUUCACAAAUGUGGUUUGUGAUUAACUUUAUUAAAGUUAAACUUGAGUAUGCAAUAACAAAUAAUGCUAUUGUUCAAAAAUUUAGAGACUCACUUUAUAAAUUAAUUUAG
Molecule: messenger RNA, 645 nt
Organism: Cetraspora pellucida
Lineage: Eukaryota; Fungi; Glomeromycota; Glomeromycetes; Diversisporales; Gigasporaceae
Source: the annotation of a GenBank genome assembly